AGUAGGUGACGGCCUUAUCUCGCGAGUGGUGUGGGCUGGCGUUGUCAUGUUAUGAGGGAAGGAAGAAGAGCUUCCCCGAGAAGGAACUGGCAGUCCGUGUGGAGGGCGGUGACAUUAAGAGACGCCUUGAGAGAAGAAACAGGGCAGGGGGAUGCUGCCCUCUCCGAAAAUUAUUAAGAGGGUCACCGGGACACCGAUCUUGCAAUGGCGGAAACGGAGAGGCGUGGUGCUUCUUCCUCCUCCUCCUCCGCCUCCGCCUGUCUGUCUCUCUCUCUGUCUGUCUGUCUGUUGUUGAGGAGAUUUGAUUUCGGAAAUUGAUCCGAACCGGUUGUGAUUUUUUGUUUGUUUGUGCUACGACCAUGAAUUAUUACUACAGAUACGGCACUGUUGGCAGGAGCGGAAAGAGGGUGGUGGUGGGCCAGACGCCCGAUUUUGAGGUGGUUGGCCCGCCCCUUUUCUAUAGGGACAGGUGACUGUGCAUGAAGAGGAUGGGGGUCAACGCAUCAUGUCAGGCUGAUGCGGGGGUUGGUCCUCAAGCCAUCUUCAGUGCGGAAAAGAAGAAAAAAUUAACCAGCCUGGCAACGCUUCGCAAGAGGCUAAUUCGGCGACGGCGGUCCUCGAAGUCGUGUGACCAUGCCCGAGUUAUCAGGGAGCUCGUCAGUGAUUGGACGGUGCGGGAAGUGGCUGCCCUGUGGGAGGAGUAUGAAGCUAGUGCUGCCCUCAAGGACCUUACAGUGCAGGCGGACUUGGCUCGACCUCCAGCUCCAACAUACAAGCAAGAUCUGAGUGACCUGUUUGAUUAUAAAUAUUGUACGGAUGUUGAUCUGGUGUUUCAGGGAGCCAUUUUUCCUGUGCAUCGGGCCAUCCUGAGUGUGCGAUGUCCAUAUUUCCAGGAGGUGCUUAAGAAGAUACCUGGAUAUGGGGCCCAAAUUGGGGUAGAUAUACGGACUCCUGGCAUAGAUAUCCCGAUGUUUAGUGCUCUGUUACGGUACCUGUACACUGGGGAAUUCAACGCAUAUGAUGGAACGAGUAAAGCCCAGAUGGGUCUUAGUAAUUUAGACAUGUUGAUGCAGCUUUGUGAAGAAUUUGGGACGCCUAAUGCUCUUGAGUGUGAUUUACGGUACCUGCUUGAAUCUGGAGAUUAUGCCGAUUGUGUGUUAGUGUUUUCAGCAAGCGGAGACAUGAACCAGUCUGAUCAAAGUGGAGAAGCUGGCCCCUCUGAUUAUGGAUUUCAUAAUCGGUUAGAAUUGUAUUGCCACAAAGCAAUCCUCAGCGCUCGAUCACCAUUCUUCAGAAGCCUCAUACAACGCAGACAACGAUUCAGUGAGGACAUGUAUGACAGGGGUAUUCCUCAGCCUACCAGAAUAGUGUUAGAUGAAGGUGUGAUACCGAAGAGAUAUGCUCGAGUGUUGCUUCAUGCGGUGUAUUUAGAUACUCUGGACCUUUCAUGCAUUAUAAGAGAUUCUACGAGUACUAAUAGUCUAAGUGAGGCCCAGAGUAUUGUGCAGACAGGGAGGACUCAUAUGACUGUUGUGGAGGAAGCCAUGGAAAUAUACCAAAUUGGACGCUUUUUGGAGUUGGAUAUACUGACCCAGGGUUGUGAGGAUAUGAUUGUAGAAUCUAUUAGUCUAGACAAUUUGGUUUCCAUUCUGCGAUGGUCUGGUGAAGCACACGGUUCAGCAUGGGUACAUCGCCAGGCAUUGCACUUUUUAAGAGAGGAGUUUUCACAGGUUGCUCAAUCAGGAGUGUUGUUAGAGCUUGAAAAGUCAACUUUAGUGGAAGCACUAACAUCAGAUUUUUUACAAGCAGCAGAAUUAGAUGUGUUACAAGCAACAUUACGCUGGGGAGAACACCAGCUUUUAAGACGAAUGGAAGACAGAGAACCAAAUUUGGUAUCCCAAACUGCCCACUCUGUAACCCGGAAGGGUUUGAGGAAAAGGGAUAUGAAUGAUGUGGAAUUACGGGAAAUUUUAUCCGAACUCUUACCUCAUGUACGCAUGGAUCAUGUACUACCUCCCAAUCAUGAUAUUUUAACCCAGGCUAUAAAAAGAGGCUUGGUGUCCACUCCCCCAAGUCACAUGAUUGGUGACGACACCACUAACUAUCGUGUCAAUGCUUGGAUAAGAAGUAAAAACAAUGGGUUGUUUGUGAAACCUAGGCUUUUCACUCCUUAUGCAGAAGAGAUUAAGAGUGUGGUAGAUGAACAAACAGCAGGUGGUGUUGAUGUAGUUCGGUUGCAGUGUUUCGUUUCUCACAUUCCUGAUACGUUAUACAUGGUGGAAGAUAAUGCCCCACAUCAACACACAUAUGCGCCUUCUACCACUGUUGAUGUUGUGGCAGCUGCUCUACCAGUGCUGGCAAUGGUGCGACGAGAGAGAGAGUUAGUUUCCACACCAGGUUACCAGAGAGCAGCAUCAUUGUUGUUUGGUGAUCGACGGAUGCUUAGACGACAAGUACGCUUACGGGUUGUGAGAGAGUUCAACCUUCCUGAUUCUGUUGCAGAUGUCUUAGAGGGUGCUUCUUACACUGAAGAAGAAGAAGAGGAGGUAGAACAACGUUGCUCAGUUCGCGAUGAAGGUCGUUCCAAACUCCAUCCACCUGAGUUCCUGUUGGAUUCACUUCUUGACCCUCCAACACAUCAUUUUACCUUAUUACAGAGUGAUGAGGGUCACCUGAGUGAUGUCAUGCCAGAUGUAGCUCUGGCUUCCUCAUCACUUUCACAACUUCACUUGAGCAGCACCUUGGAUAGUAGGAACUUGGGAAGUUCUGAAGGCCUGGAAGAUUUAGAAGUAACACAGAUGUCUUUGGAUCUUGGAGAUGGUUCCCACCACCAGGUUGGUUCUCACCUCACCCUUGGUGGUUCUCAUCGCCGACGUUCAAGCAGGAGACGUCGCUUGCCUCCUCAUCUGACCCCACCACCUCCCAUGUCUGGUCACCACACAUAUGGGGGCCCCUUACCCCGCUCACCAUGCACCCCACCUCUUCGACCUCACUCCACCACUGCCACCACCACACGACAUCAUGCUACAACUAUGCCACCGUUAUUUCUCUGACAUCAGCCUUUCCACUCCUUACAUUACCGCAGUCACAGUCAUCGCCAUUACCACCAGACUCGUCAUUCACCUCCAACUAGACCACGCACUCCCAUGUUUUGAAUAACGCGGGGUGUUAUUGCUUUUUUAUUCUGUGUGUUAGCAUCUGCUGAAAUGCGUAAAGGUAAUUUUCGUAAAAAUCUUCAGGCAUUGAGUGCUGAAUAGGAAAACCCUUAUUGUUAGUACAAGACCGUAAUUAAACCUCUUUGAAACGAGUCUUGGGUUUAACACGCUUUCCAUCACUGCCUAAUAGUUCGUGUUAAUCCAGAAGUUAUUUUGUAACAAAUUGGUAAUUCAUUGUGAGACAGUGAACAUUUACUCAUCAUUAAUGACUGCGGAAUUAAGGAGUGGAACCUGAAGAAGCAUGUUUUGCAUAAUCUCUCAUAUUGGAAGGUUCUCAGAUUUCCAUUUUUUUUUUUUUGUCUUGUAAAAAAAUUUAAUAUCUGCCACAUAUUUCAGAGUUGAUAAGACAUUAACUUAAGAUUCAUAUAAAUUAUGUUUUUCUGCAUAAGCUUAUGUGAUAUUUAUAUGUAAUAAUUAUGAGCAGCAUUAUUGGUAAUAGU
Molecule: messenger RNA, 3655 nt
Organism: Macrobrachium nipponense
Lineage: Eukaryota; Metazoa; Arthropoda; Malacostraca; Decapoda; Palaemonidae
Product: BTB/POZ domain-containing protein 7-like
Exons: 14
Coding region: 480-3053 (857 amino acids)
Biological process (GO): morphogenesis of a branching epithelium
Molecular function (GO): protein binding
Source: RefSeq, a predicted model, not a curated record